Messenger RNA from Pogoniulus pusillus (Red-fronted tinkerbird), 10060 nucleotides. It is a transcript of the gene GRID1, whose product is annotated as glutamate ionotropic receptor delta type subunit 1. Bases 335 to 3499 code for a protein of 1054 amino acids. Gene Ontology annotation, molecular function: glutamate receptor activity; transmitter-gated monoatomic ion channel activity involved in regulation of postsynaptic membrane potential. The record is from RefSeq and is a predicted model, not a curated record. Gene Ontology annotation, biological process: modulation of chemical synaptic transmission; synaptic transmission, glutamatergic; monoatomic ion transport. Gene Ontology annotation, cellular component: postsynaptic density membrane; plasma membrane. The transcript has 24 exons. NCBI's taxonomy places the organism in Eukaryota, Metazoa, Chordata, Aves, Piciformes, Lybiidae.
CGCGGUCUGCCGGCGCCCCGGCACACACCGAGCGCUGGAGGCUCCGCCGCGCCGCCUGCCAACCCGGGAUCUACCUCCGUGUGUUUUUAGCUCCGGCUUCUUUUUCUUUUUUAAAUUUUUUUUCCUUUCCUCUGCCCGCUGUCUAUUUUCCUCAAUUUUGGAAAAUUCUUGGGGUGCUGGGGGAUUUUGGGAUUUUUUUCUAAGGGAGGGGGGUGUUUGGGCAUCUCCCCCGCGCCUGCUGCCUUGCUCCACCUGCCCUUGCUCCUUUUUUCUUCUUUUCCCGUGUCUGUCUCUCCACCAAACCCGGGCUGAUGUGCUGUGUGAGAGGCUGGAAAUGGAAGUGUUGAUGCUCUGGCUUUUCCCCUGGAUAUUUCAGUGCGUUUCGGUGCGGGCGGACUCCAUCAUCCACAUUGGUGCCAUUUUCGAAGGCAAUGCUGCCAAGGACGACGAAGUGUUCAAGCAGGCGGUGUCGGAUCUGAACCUCAAUGACGAUAUCCUCCAGAGCGAGAAAAUCACUUAUUCCAUCAAGCUUAUAGAGGCCAACAACCCCUUCCAUGCGGUGCAGGAAGCCUGUGACCUGAUGACCCUGGGGAUCUUAGCCUUAGUGACGUCCACUGGUUGUGCCUCGGCCAAUGCUCUGCAGUCCCUGACGGAUGCCAUGCACAUCCCACACCUUUUUGUACAGCGCAACACAGGGGGCUCCCCACGCACAGCCUGCCACCUAAACCCCAGCUUAGAGGAGGAGGAGUACACUCUGGCUGCCCGGCCACCCGUCCGCCUCAACGAUGUUAUGCUGAAACUGGUCACGGAGCUGCGGUGGCAGAAAUUCAUAGUAUUUUAUGACAGCGAUUAUGAUAUUCGUGGUCUACAGGGAUUUCUCGAUCAGGCCUCAAGACUGGGACUUGAUGUAUCAUUACAAAAAGUGGACAGGAACAUCAGCAGAGUCUUUGCCAACCUUUUCACUACCAUGAAAACAGAAGAGCUGAACCGCUACCGGGACACGUUGCGAAGGGCUAUUUUACUUCUAAGUCCACGAGGAGCCCAGACUUUUAUUAAUGAGGCUGUGGAAACCAACCUUGCGUCAAAGGAUAGUCACUGGGUCUAUGUAAAUGAGGAAAUCACUGAUAAUGAAAUAUUAGAGCUGGUGCACAGUGCUCUGGGGAGGAUGACAGUUAUCCGGCAAAUCUUCCCUCUCUCAAGAGACAACAAUCAGAGAUGCAUGAGGAACAAUCACCGAAUAUCAUCGCUGCUUUGUGAUCCGCAAGAAGGCUAUCUUCAGAUGCUGCAGGUUUCCAACCUGUACCUGUAUGACAGUGUGCUCAUGCUGGCCAAUGCUUUCCACAGAAAACUGGAGGACAGGAAAUGGCACAGCAUGGCAAGUUUGAACUGCAUGAGGAAAUCCACCAAACCCUGGAAUGGAGGACGAUCCAUGCUAGAGACUAUUAAGAAGGGCCAUAUAACUGGGCUUACUGGUGUCAUGGAGUUCAGAGAAGAUGGCGCCAACCCCUAUGUUCAAUUUGAAAUACUUGGCACCAGCUACAGCGAAACAUUUGGCAAAGAUGUGCGGAGGUUGGCAACGUGGGACUCUGAGAAAGGACUGAAUGGUAGCCUACAAGAACGACGUCUGGGCAAUGACUUACAAGGAUUGACACUCAAAGUGGUGACUGUCUUGGAAGAACCUUUUGUGAUGGUGGCAGAGAACAUACUUGGGCAACCAAAACGAUAUAAAGGAUUUUCCAUUGAUGUCCUGGACGCACUUGCCAAGAAUCUGGGCUUCAAAUAUGAGAUAUAUCAAGCUCCCGAUGGCAAAUAUGGACAGCAGCUUCAAAACAGCUCCUGGAAUGGCAUGAUUGGAGAACUAAUUAACAAGUGUACCAGGUUAAUAUGGUUUGGAGUUUUAAGCAUCCUACAGAAAAGAGCCGACCUAGCUGUCUCGGCCAUCACUAUAACACCAGAACGAGAGAGUGUUGUGGACUUCAGCAAGCGGUACAUGGACUAUUCUGUGGGAAUCUUAAUCAAAAAGCCUGAAGAGAAAAUCAACAUCUUCUCUCUCUUUGCUCCUUUUGACUUUGCGGUGUGGGCUUGCAUUGCCACGGCCAUCCCUAUAGUUGGCGUCUUGAUAUUCGUCUUGAACAGGAUCCAGGCAGUCAGGGCACAGAGCGCUUCCCAGCCAAGCCCUUCCACUUCCUCCACCCUCCACAGUGCCAUCUGGGUGGUGUAUGGGGCCUUUGUUCAGCAAGGAGGUGAAUCUACUGCUAAUUCUGUGGCUAUGCGCAUUGUAAUGGGGAGCUGGUGGCUCUUCACCCUUAUUGUGUGCUCUUCCUACACAGCGAAUUUAGCGGCAUUUCUCACAGUAUCAAGGAUGGAUAAUCCCAUAAGAACAUUUCAGGAUCUGUCCAAACAAAUGGAUAUAUCUUAUGGUACAGUCAGGGAUUCAGCAGUGUAUGAAUACUUCAAAGCGAAAGGGACCAAUCCGUUGGAGCAGGAUAACACAUUUGCUGAACUGUGGAGGACUAUCAGUAAGAACAAUGGAGCAGAUAAUUGUGUAUCGAACCCUUCUGAAGGUAUCAGGAAGGCAAAGAAAGGAAAUUAUGCUUUCCUGUGGGAUGUGACGGUGGUGGAAUAUGCUGCGCUGACAGAUGAUGAAUGUUCUGUGACAGUCAUUGGGAAUAGCAUCAGCAGUAAAGGAUAUGGCAUAGCACUCCAACAUGGAAGCCCCUACAGAGAUCUUUUCUCCCAGAGGAUCCUAGAGUUGCAAGAAAGUGGAGAUUUGGAUGUUCUUAAACAGAAAUGGUGGCCACGGAUGGGACGUUGUGACCUGAAUAGCCAUACCAAUGCACAGACAGAUGGGAAGGCACUCAAGCUUCACAGUUUUGCAGGCGUUUUCUGCAUUUUAGCAAUAGGCCUUCUUCUUGCUUGCUUGGUGGCAGCAUUGGAGUUGUGGUGGAACAGCAACCGUUGUCAUCAAGAGACACCGAAAGAGAUACAGCAUGGGCAGCAGCAGUGCAAACUUCCCCACAUUGCCCCACCAAUGUGCCUCAACCCUGACCUGGAGAGACCACCUUUAGGGGACAAAGAAGUGAACCUGGAGCAGGUCCACAGACGCAUGAACAGUUUAAUUGAUGAGGAUAUAGCCCACAAGCAAAUCUCUCCAGCAUCCAUUGAAAUCUCAGCCUUGGAGAUUGGUGGCAUGCAGCCAGCUCAGACCCUGGAGCCGGUACGCGAAUACCAGAACACACAACUUUCUGUCACCACAUUUUUACCAGAACAGACAACUCAUGGUGCCAGCAGGACACUCACAGCUGCCUCUGGCAGCAACCUGCCACUGCCCCUGAGCAGCUCAGCCACCAUGCCCUCCAUACAGUGUAAACACAGGUCACCAAAUGGAGGACUAUUUCGUCAGAGUCCUGUGAAAACCCCGAUCCCAAUGUCUUUUCAGUCUGUGCCGGGGGGAGUCAUUCCAGAAGCAAUGGAGCCAUCGCAUGGAACAUCCAUAUGAUGAAAACAAACAGUAAAACAACCAGCAGAGCUUUUUAAUACAAAAUUUAAAAGGAAAAAAAAACAGAACAGACUCUUACAUUUUUCUUGUAUAUAACUGUAAAUAAUGAAAGAAUGAAGUGGGGUUAAAAGUGUAUUUUGAAUAUUCCCAAUUUUCAAAGUCAGUAAAAAAAAAAACAAACAAAACAACAAAAACAAAAAAAAAAAGAGAAAAUGUAUGAAAGACUUUGUAAAUUUUGUUCUAUAUGAAUAAAAAGGCAAACUACUUGUGAUCGUUCUCAAGUGCCAAAGAAGACCAGUUACUGGGACUGAGGGACAUACUUUUUUUCCCCCCCGCCAUGUAUUUCAACACUUACUUCCUUGCUGGUGUGGUUGUUUAUGCUUUGGUUGGUUUUGCUUUGUUUGUUUGUUUGUUUUAAGAGCAAAACAGUUACCUGUUUCUUGCUAGAAAAGUUCACCAUGUUCAGAUCUCUCCUUUCCCCAGGACCCUUACUUUAUAGUCAAGAUGGCAGUUCACUCAGAGAAUUUAACAGCCCCUACUAGCAUUGCAGUAACAAAUGUUUUAAAUGUGAAUUAUAACUAAAAUCCAACAAAAAAAUAUAUAGAAAAGGAAAAGAAAAAAGUUUUUUUUUCCCCCUCUUCUAACAAGGAUUUAAAAUUCCACACAGUUUCUAAGUUUAAGCACGGGAUUAUUGAGUUGUGUUUCUACAUGUCUGCUGCACUGUGUUGGUCUUUUUGUUUAGGCUUUCUGUGUUUUGUUACAUAUAUAUAUAAUAGAUAUCUAUUAUAUAUAUGACAUAUAUAUUGCACAUAUAAAUGCUUUGAGACACAACAGGGUUUAGCUUAAAGAGGAAGCUUUUAAGAAAAACUGAUCAGCAUUUUGUGUUUUUGUGUCUGUUGUGCAUGACUGAAAAUGGGAGGGGGAACCAACGUCUGAGAGGAGUGAGAAAAGGAAGAGCUUUAACAGGCAGGAGAUAAUGACAUUGCAGUGUCUGUGCCCUCUGGUGCCAUUUCUUUCUUUAAGAUUUCAAGGAAUUUGCUGCAUAAUGGAUUGUCUGUUGAAGUCAUAUCCCUGAAUGACAAGGCUAAGCUCACGACUAUAAGCACAGCUCUGCUUUUUUCCCCUUUGAUUUUGUAAAGAGAAACAUUUUAAUGGUCACAUCUGUAAUCUUAGCAGAAAUAGUUGUGAAAUGCUUUUUUCCCCUUUUUUUUUUCCUGCCUGUGGAACACAAUCAGGAGACAAUGACAGAGAAACACAUACAGCGAAGUUAAUGUCUUGUUCUGCAAAUAUUACCAGUGCAAUUUCCUAUGACAGGGAAAAGGAAAAAAAAGGGAGGAGCAAAAUAAAACUAAACCACAUUGUUUCCUCCCCAAAUAGCAUGCCCAGGAUAACUGAUCCCUGCCUGCCCCACCUGCUGUUGCUAAUGGACCAUCACUACCUUUCAGAACUGUGAUAAUUUAGUGUCUUCUCAAACGUAUCCCUCUACCUAGGCUAUAAUUUCCUUUUGUAUCUGGAUUUCUUCACUUUAUUAGAACACUGCUACUUGGAAACGCUGUAGAUCUCGGUGCAGCAAAAUCACUGCCUACACGAAGGCGAGAAAUGAUGUUUGAACAGAGGUGAAAAUGCAUUCGCAGCCCAGGAAAGUCAGCAGGCAAUCCGAGUCGGGUUUUUGGAUAAAUAAACAUUCCAUUGACAGCAUCUAAUUUGAUUUGCAUAAUUAUGCAGCAGGUAUGUUUCUGGGAUUCAGAAAUCUCUGAAUUUUUAUAGUUCUGUUUUAAGCUGUAGGGAAGAGAAGUCAAACUGUGAUACAGACCCAGCCUAAUGGAAGAGCAUACUCAGCAUCCUGCUUUUUUAAAUGAGGAAAAUUGAUGGUGUGCUUGCAGGAGGAGUACUCUUGCAGGGAUUAAUUUGUCUCUGUAGUCAAGCUGCUUCCUUGUGAAGACAGCAUGAUUUUGCAGCUUGGCACAAAUGGCACUAUUUGCUUCAAACUAAUUAAAAAUGAAUAAUGCUCCAGUCAGCUGACUAGAUUUAUCCUAUUUAGAGACCAGCCCCCCACAAGUUUGGCAGUUUUUUCUUUCUUCUUUUGGCAUACUUAUUUCUUAUCAUUACCUUAACAAAUCUAUGGUCAUAGGGAAAAAAAAACCACAACAAACAUUUCUUACUCUGAUUUUUUCCCACCUUAGAGUAAGACACUAAUUAAUUAUUGCAGAAAUAGCUGUGCAAAAAGACUCUGCACAUCUAGGUAUCUCUAAAGACACUUAGAACAAAGUGUGUAACUCUUUGCUUUGGAAAUAUCCCUGAUUUUUUUAUUACCAGUUCGAGACUUUUGUAGCAACAGAGGAACAUGAUCCAGAAGUGGAAGAAGAUGCUUAUGUAGCUACAAGGGUACAAUCUGCAAGCUAAAGCCUGGCUACCGUGAGUACUCCCUCCUCAGUGGUAUCAGAGCAAGGAGGGCAUCGCCCUUUGUGCUGAGCGUCCUCCAGAGUGCAGUGGAGUGGGCAGCUCACUUGGCCACCUUGGCUGCAGAGGGCUGCCCAGCCACAGCCUCCUUUCUGGAUAGUCAAACGCCACGGUAAGAUGCUGGCUCUGCACCAAUAUUGUAGCAAACAAGCUCAGGGGAGGUUGUCUGAGUUGCUCCCUGCUGUUUCCCCACAAAGCAUGCUAUUUAUUUGCUGCAGCAAACCUCAGAGCAGGGGAUUGCAAACAUCCUUUACUGAGCCAUCAUUGCUUUCAUAAAGAAUAUUAGGUCUUUUUUUUUCAUGUUACAGUCUAAAUCACUCUACUGAAUAAACUGCACUGCAUUUGUGGACUAAAUCGCAAAUACAGUUUAUUUUGGGGAUUAACUUUGAAAUUCUCCACAGUCAUUGUUCUUCUCCUGGUUUAGUCUUGCCACAUGCUGGGAUGUUUGGAAGUGUGGUUUAACUUAAACUCUUUUGGACCUCACUGAUUCUUAUGCAUAGUCUGUGACUCACCUGUUUGAAUACUCUGUAGGACUACAUCUGAAAUGCCUGGAAUCUUGCAAAAGCCACACACUCCUUUUUCAGACAAAUAUUUAAGCAUGUGUGCAAGCCCUAUAGAAAGCAGCUGCUUUAUGCACAGGUGGAAGUACUUUGCUGAUUAAUGAUGGAGUUAAAAUGCACCUCUCAAUUUAAAUACAUGGCUAAUUUUAAGCAGGUGGGCAGGCUCAUCAAACUCAGCUGUCUAAAGGUAACCAUCUUGAGUGCUUUGCUGCACCAGGGUCUAUACGGUAAAAGUAGGAACCUACAAUGGAUCUGUCACUGUCUAGCAAUUAUUUGUUUAUAUUAAAAUCAGCAAUUCAUAGCUUGAGCUUGUUAAUCAUGACAGGAAGCCGUUAAAGAUUUCAUGUGAUGGUGGCUUGGGUUUAGAUUAUUUAAAUGCAUCACCAGGUUCUCUUCUAGCAUAAUCAAGCUUUCUUUCCCCAUAACUUUCAGUUUUCAAAGUAAAUGCAGAGUGUAUGAUUUCCAUAUCCUGUCUCCUGUUGUAUAUUUAUAUCUUCAUUUUGACAGUUCAAAGCAUUCACUUUCUAUAUAAUAUGUAUACACCAGACACUUAUGCAUAUAUAUAUACUCAUACAUGCACAGUUACCCACAGAAGAAGUGAGAAAUAUAAUUUCCAUGUGAUGUGAAUGAGCAUAAGCUCCAAACUGUCAAAGAGCUGUGCUUGUUUACACCACCUGCAGAUUUGACCCUUCACUUUUAAUACAUGGAAAGUAAAAGUAGGAAAAAACCUACAUAAGUUCCUGAAAACUUUGAAGACCAGAUUGUGCCCUUGAUUUUCAAAAGGAAACUGUCCCGAGUGUGCAUAAAAAAAGGGAAUAAGGUAUCAUCUCAAAUAUUCCAGCUCCUCCAGAAGUUUCAACUGCAAAGGUGGCUGUACAUGAUAUGGAAUUCGAGUGCCUAUACUUUCCUUUUAUUGUGCUCUUCUGCUGAUGAACUUUCGCGGGUGGCACAGCACUUGUCGUGUGUCUUGUUCUCUUGACCCAUUAGUUUUAGAAAUGACUUUAUUUUCAUUCAAAAAUGUGACUCCGUUUCUUCUAUUUGCUUGAAACCCAUGGGCAAUAUGCUUACAGUCUGAAGAAUGCAUUGCUCUUAUUUCUUAGUAUGUCAUAUUUUCCUAAUGCAAUGGAAAAAAAAACCAAAUGUGCGUUUAAUUUCAGAGCUGAAACUUGAUAGAACAUUUUUAUGCUAAGUUACAACUACAUGUGUGCAAUAUUUGUCUUGCAUAGUGAAAUUCCCAGUAUCUGCCUUGCUUUGAUAAUCAUUUCUGCACUGUGGAUGAAGUCUCAGCAAAGCAACUCACUUUCUCUUAAUCUGCUGAUAAAAUAAAACACUUAAACCUGGGUUCUCACCUGUGUAAAUCAGCAUCCCUCCAGGGUGAAAGGGUGGAGCAUACUGAGUAGGAGAAGAUUUGGAUCUUAAUGUUAGACUUGAGAGCACUGCUUCCCAGAAAAUUAUAUCCAGCAGUAGCUCUGAAAAGAAAAAUAUUUUGAGAGUCUCAAAAAUGAACCUGAAAGAGGAACAGUAUGAGCACUUAACAUGGAUGCGAGUUAAAGCUAUAUUCUCAAACAACUUAGAGAAUAAAUUUCUUCUUAAAGUCCCUUUCCUCUAAGACAGGUUAAAAGCUGUUGGCGUGGUGGCAAGUGGAGCAUUCCUUUCAGAGGAAAUCACAUUACUGGAGCAGCACAGCAACCACAGUGCUUAGAUCUUUUGAUUUGAUUUGGUUUUGAUUUACUGCCUUGAACUUCUAUUGUGAGCAGCUAAAGAAUGACAUAGAUCUAAACAGAUUUAGGGCACUCUGUGUGAAAAUUUCCCCCCCAAAAUCCACAUCCUUUGGCAACUCUGGGGAGGGAAAAAAAAAAAGGAAGAAGAAAGUUAGAAGAAAACUCUGAAGAGAAACAAAAGUCAAGCUGGGGAAAAUGAGCUCCAAUUGGUGAGAUGCACUUAGGCCAGGUGUGAGCUGUUUGCUGAGUAACGCUCCCAGGUUUGCAGCUGAGGGGCAUCAGCCUCACUCGGCUGCUCAUGAACCUUUGACCUGCCUGUGUAAGAGGCACGUCUGAGCAGCGUCAGCCACGUUUCUGGACUCCUGGGGAAAAGCUGCUGCUUUGGUGGUGUGUGUGCCGACGGGAAGCGACACAGAGGCUGGACUUCUCCAAGCUUUCAGACCUUGGUCCCCUCUUAAAUGAAGAACGCUCUUCUAAUUUUUCUACAGCAUCUCCAUUUAUCUUUAGGAGCAGAGUGAGCAAGACACUGAUUCGAAGUGGUCUUUCUCCAGCACAGAGAGAUGAGACUCCAGUCAGGGUGCUCCAGAGGUCCUUCAGCUCUGAUCUUGAGUCUCUUGUCAUGUGCUUCUAAAGACUCUAAGAGGAGAGCUACUGUGAUCUACUUUUAAAGCAACCAUGGACCUUGUAGCAGGGAUAAAGCUGAGUUCUGGCUGAUUAACCCUGGACCAUGGGAGCUGCACUGUGUGAUGGAUGGAUCCAGCUGGUGCCUGUCAGAGUCUCUGAAUUAUUUGGUCCCCUACAAAUCUGGGUCCCUUCCUGACUUCAGGAUUCCCACGGCACCAAGCCCCAAGCAAACCUUCAGGCAUGUGGCUUAAUCUAAAGAGACAAGAUGGGGAAGAAUUACUGUUACACUCGAGAUGGAAAUAUGAGGCAAGGGUAAGUAAAUCUGUGGUUUAAAGCAUCAUUUGGCUCUUAGUUUUACCUGAGGUGAUAUAUGAAGCCUAGGACAGAGAAGGGAGAUGAACCUUAACCUUUCAUUCAAGUGCAUUUAACCAUAAAACUGUCAUUUGUCAUAGCAUGCAUGAUGAAUGCACAAAUACAACUGCUUUCUACAUUGCUCCUCAUGGAAGAUUUUACAGUCAUGACACUGUACAGGGAUCAACUGGCUUGAUUUAGUUCCCUACAUCUGUUGUAUAGCCUCCUCAACACCGUGAGGAACCAGCCCUCAAGGCUGACAUGCCUCUUCUGAGACACUGUAAAAAUGCACAUAUUUGCCUUUCGAAAGCUUUGCGGCGGGAGCAUGCCAGGGCCAGUGAGAUAGAGAAAUAUUUUGAAACCACUUUCUGAAAGUCUUUCACUGCACUAUUCAAAAGCUCUCUGAAGAAGUUAGACAAUCUACGAUGACUGCAAUCAAGAAACUAAAUUAAAGCCUAUGCAAUAUUAAAAAAUCAAGACACCAAAUCAAAACAGUUGCCUAAGGAAGGAUUUCUGCCUCUGAGCUUUGUGUGUUUCAGACUGGAUACAACUCAAGCCAAAUGUCUCAAAAUAGCUCAAGCCUCAGUAGACUUUACUGAAUAACUAUUAUCAUAAUAUUCCUGUAACUUACCUCUUUCUGGCCUUUAGCCCAAUACUAAUGUGACAUUCUGAGCUUCCUGAAGUCAGUGAAAAACUUCCACUAAGUUCAGUGGGCCAAUAGCUGGGCCCUUGAUGGAUGCCCUCGCUUGUUUCACAUGUCUUGGAAGGUGCUUUACAGUGGGCUCCUUCCAGGAGCUUGAAUGUGCCAUCUUGUAUUUACCCCAUAAACACAGAGUUAACCAAAA